GUUGGCCGCACGCCGCGCAGCGCACAUGUCGACCGCCAGCGCUGAAGCCCCACAAAUACGCGCGUGAAAAUACAUCCUCCCCAUACAUGAAAAAUUAAGAAAAAAAUCCUUGGAUAAUCCAAAGACGCCAGCACGUCAAAGGCUUUUCAAAAAAAGGUGUUCCAUUUUUAAAUCUCCCUCGUCGGGCUUAUUCGGAAAAUUAUGAAAGUGAUGUGAAACGUAGGUGUUUCUCUUCAGAGUACGUUCAGCGCUUACUCUGUAUUUUUUCUAGUGACUACAAAAGCUAUUGUUUGCGUUUUGCUUGAAUUGAAGCACAAAAAGUAUACUAUUUUCAGUGUUUUGUUCUAUUGAAUGAGAAGUGUGUUGAAAAAAUAUUACAUAAAAGUGGAUUGUUCAGUUUUAGUAAAGGAAAAGCAGCCGAGUAAUUCAGUUAGAUGUAUGUUCUACAUAAUAUACAACGGGACACAACAUGACGGCAAAGUUCGGCUAUGUUACCACAGCUUGCCGUCUCUGCGAAGAUAUUGUGCCUCCUGAUGGUGGUGAUCUGCGGUGCGGUGCCAUCGAUGGUCCGGUCGGUUCGCCUCUACAGCCAGUGCUCCCAUAUGUACGUCAACGUGUUUCCAAACGGUACCAUCAUGGCUCGCUCCGAUGGAAACGACCAGCCGAAUCUCACCAUCAGUACGCGCGGCUUCAGCCUCGAGCUGCUCAUCCACUCCCCCGUGCAGAACAUGUACCUCUGCUUCAACCGCUCGCGAUUAGUGGGCAGGCGAUUGACACGCUUCCAAGCGGAGAGACAACCAAACUGCCUAUUCAAAGAGGAAUUUGUGGACGGCUACAACAGAUACCACCUGGUGAAGAACGAAGACCGCUACAUAGGGUUCAAUCGGCGGGGCCUGCAGAUGCGGCGUGGCAAGAGCCGCACCACGGAGCGGCAGCACAAGUGUUUCUCCUUCAUGAAGGAGGCCCACGACUUCGAUAUAAACUGGCACAACACAGUGAUCGCCGGCGACAUGCCCAAGUGGCGCCCGCAGCGUAGGCCCCGGCCGGCGCUGCAGAACUCCAUCAAGCCGCCGUGCCACGGCACGCGCCACCACCACGGCAGGCAUCAGAGGCGGAGGAACUGCGACGGCACGUAGGCCGCGCGACCUCACCGCAUUAGCAGCUCAUUUACGCUUCAACGCUUCGCGCGUUCCGUUGCCAGCUGUCGAUGGACAUUGUGAGUGGACAGAGUAUUAGUCAACUAUCGCAGUAUUAUUACAGUGACGUGGACUGGAUAGCGUUAGGUUAGCUCGGCCGCGGUGGCCGCGGCGUUUCAAACGCCGUAUGAAUGGUAGCUGAAGCGAGAGAGCAAACAUUUGAAUGGAGAAAAAAACGCCGAGCCGGGACGACGUCCGGAGCUGUGAAAUUCCAUAAGGUCGUGUAACAUCGUGGCGCUCGUUUGCUCUUGUGCCGGACUCGUGCUCUAAAAGGAAAAAAGGUUUUCUGUGGAAAGAGCAAAUAGUAGUCUCCCGGGUCACGAGUACUGGGCCGGACCACCGCUGCAGUGAGGCCGCGUCACCGCCUCGCGCCACUCGGCAUCGCGUCACCGGGCUGCAGACCUCGUGUGCUCCGGCUGGCCGCCAUCAGUGUAGCAAAACGCCUUUACGUCAAUUCUCAGUGUGUUAUUAUUUAAAACGCUUUACUAUUAAGUACGGAUCGUGUUAUCUGCUUGUAAAUAUAAUAAAAAUAAUUUGUGUUUACUUAUUUAUCAAACAAAAGUUAAUCAAAAAUUUGUAAACGUAGGUGUUAGAUGUAAAGUUGUAUUAAAAUGUUUUGUAUUUAAUUAUGGGUAUUUAAUCUAUCCGACCAACCGCUCUCUUGUGAUUAGCCACAGUCGCUAUGACCUAGUUUUCUUUACUAACUCCAUGUACUGAAACUUUUCCUUACUAAUGUUCAAUUGAAUAUAUUUUCCGGUCGAUAUGUGAAUUUGAUUGUAUGAUUUCGAGCGCUUUGUAUAUAUUAUUUUAAGAGUUUGUAUGAGAGUGAUAGGUAUUUGAAUCUCUUUUGUCGAAAUCUUCGAUUUCUGACGAUUCUUGAUGAUGUUUUGUUGAGUAAUAAAGUUGCCAGUUUUAGUGUCCGUAAGAGCUGAAACAUAGAAGUCGUCAGUAUCGAGUGUUCCGCUGUUAUCCAUAUGUUGUCACCGUAAAUACAUGUAAAGGACAUUUAUAAUCUUAAUAUUUUAAUAAGAUCUGUGCCAUAUUGUGGUGGCAGUGUAUCUAUGUGUUCGCAUUAUAAACUAGUGUAUUAAUUUUUGUCUGUAAACUUGAAGUAGAUAAAAAUAUUUACCUUAAGAAAAUAUUACAGAUUUUAUUCUACUGUGCAGUCAUUUUCAAAGGGAUCAUAUGGAUCAUGACGUAAUUUUCUUAUUUAAGCAGUAUUCAAAUGUUAUUUUAGUGAAAAUAGAAAAUUUGUUGACACCAAAUUAUCUUAAAAUGCCCACCCUAGAACAAAUGCGUAGAACACUAUAUUCCCAUUGAAAAUGAUUGCAAAGACCAUCUAAAAAUUUAGUGAAAAUAAUAUUUGUAUCAUGUACCCGUUGUACUUUCAACUCAAAAGUAAAUAUAUCGACUAAUGUGGAACAUUAUAGGCGAGUGAGUAACCUGCAGAAUGCGAUAACGGAAUAACUAGCAAGGUUUUUCAACUUUAUACUUUAGAGAUUUUAUAUGAGUCAUUAACUUCUUAGCACCAUUUGCAAAAAGCAAUAACAAAGACGAACAAAAUGUUGCUCACUUGUAAUAAUGUUCGACAUUCAACAAAAUUGUUGCGAAGCCGUUGUCACCAUUCAGUCAAUGUACUAAGAUAUUUUGCUUUACAUUCCACCAAUAUACUAUAUAAUAUAAUACAUAGAAGACAAACCGUAAAAGACAUUAAAACAUUCCAAACAAUGUAUAAAAUAGUUUACAAAAUAUGCGCUUAAAUACAUAAUAAAAUUGUUUUAAUAACUCGACACUGUCGUAUGUAUUACUGUGUCUAAUUAUAAGUAUUCAGAUGCUGAGAACGAAAUAUAAUUGCUAAGAAAAAUUACGAAAUUAAAUCAUAUUUAACUCGCA
This is a messenger RNA of Helicoverpa zea (corn earworm), 3089 nucleotides long. RefSeq lists its product as uncharacterized. NCBI's taxonomy places the organism in Eukaryota, Metazoa, Arthropoda, Insecta, Lepidoptera, Noctuidae. Gene Ontology annotation, cellular component: cytoplasm. The record is from RefSeq and is a predicted model, not a curated record. The transcript has 5 exons. Gene Ontology annotation, molecular function: fibroblast growth factor receptor binding; growth factor activity. Gene Ontology annotation, biological process: fibroblast growth factor receptor signaling pathway; animal organ morphogenesis; positive regulation of cell population proliferation. The coding region runs from base 489 to 1136 and encodes 215 amino acids.